AUGGCAGAAACAACAGCAGCUGCAAAUGGAAUUCCAAACUCCACAACAAUGUCAAAGUUAGAUUCAACCACGCAUAUCCCAAUCGCGCAGCUUACGCCAUUACUUCCAGCAUCGGCUUCGAGAUCAGUCAAAGCGGUAGUGACUCUCACAUGGCCAUAUAGUUCCCGUACGGGCUCUGUGGCUUUCUUACUUGCCGAACCCGAUUUCCGCUUGCGCAGAAUCAGAGGUCAAGUGCGCGUACAGUUUUCAGGAUCGUCUGCGAACGCUAUUGCGAAGUCUGGUAUCACUAGCGGAGAUGAAGUGAUCUUAUGUUUAGAUGGAGUGGAAUAUGUGGGAACUGAAGCUCCAAGUGCGACACCUGGAAGGGGUGUGGAGUUUGAAUUGAAGUUCACGGAUAAACUGUUACUUCAGUUUCGCCCUGAAGAUUCCCAAGAUGUCAAGCUUAUCAGCAUCGAGAAAUCCGAUCCCGAAGCUGUUCAAACAAAUGCGUCCCCGCCCCCGCCCACCACAGCGACAGAUCUAGAGACCGAAAACCAAAUCCCAGAAAUCCCAGCAACGCCUGUUUCAUUUUUCAAGCAAGUGGCUUCACAGAAUGCAGAUGAGUACUCCUCUCCGGCUUUCCUGAAACGUGAGCGAAUAUCAUACGGUUCAAUGUUCGAAGAAGGCUACGACCCAUUUGAGGUUGAAGAUGGGUCAGUCCGUGGUAAAGGCAGAAAGAGAACUAGACUCAGUACAUCAUGGCGAUUUACGAGCAGGUCACCAAGUCCCAGUCCAGAGGUCGAAGAACCGGUAGCAGCAUCUUCUGAAAAUGGAAUUGAGGAGCCAGUAGACCAACAUGCGCCAUCAAUGACGGAUGAGGGUGUUCAAACCACAGAGGUUGAAACUGAGGUAAUCGCCGAAGCGACGCAAACACUAGACCAAGAUUUGCCCAAAAUCACGGAGGAAGCGGAGGCAAAUGACAUCGUAGAGGUUUUGCAUGCAGAAGCUCCAUUACAGGGAACACCACAGGUCGAAGAUGGGGACACAAAGCCAAUGCCGCCUCCACAUAAAGUGACUGAUUCUGUCAUUCCAGACUUCGAGCCACGGGAAAGCUCAUCCGAUAAAGUAGAUGAAAAGUUACCUUCUUCCCCACAACUACGACCUUUGCCAUCAGAAGGUCUUCCUUUAGUCUCUCCACUGGUAACAACCCGAGUUGAGAAGAUCAACAACUACAUACAUAGUGAACAUACUCAAGAUCUCGAAAUACCAACUGCUCCAGAUGCGCUUCCAGCGGAGUCUGAUAAACUGAUAUCAUGUCACAGAAAAGAAGACAACGUGUAUGAUGCCAGUUCUCUGCAUCACUCGAACGGUCAGUUGAAGUCGGACCAGACUGCCUAUAAUACCUCAUCAAUUCUUUCUGGGGACCAAUAUGACCCCCUAAAUACUCAGAACACCUUUCCUCCUCACCAGCAACGUCAAAUUGAGGUUGAGGAUGGUGCUGAUCAAUUAUUUGUCCCGUACAAUGCUCCUGGGCCAGAAUCCUAUAUAUCAGCCGGUGUUUACGAAGAGAUACCAGAAGAACAAGGCCAAUUCGUUGCCCCCGAGAUGGAGGAGGGCCUGGAUCAAUACAACUAUCCCGAUCCAGAGCAGACUUACACAGAACCAAGCAAUUGGACAACUCAGCCUAGCAUGGCCUAUCCCAACCUCGGAGACAGUCAUCAACAAAUUGCCGGUUUAUACCGUCAACUACCCUCCACGACAUCUAUGGUUCGGUCCCAAAGCGACCAAUCUCAUCAAUCCAGUCACACCCAUCAAUCGCAUCACUCUCCCCCAUCUAAAGUUGUAGACUUGACCGAGAGUAGUGAUGAGGAUGAAGAUGCUGAGGGAUUUCUUGAAGUAGAAGAUGAUAGUGAGCAGCAGCUGCCCAACUCGGCUUCCCCAGUGGAGCAUGGCGAGCAAGGUCUUUACAAUGAUGCAAGGGAAGAAGAUGAAGACGAGGAAAUUAUUUACGAUGAUCAGAACGAAACAGAUGACUAUGGACAGGGCUACUUCGACGAAAAUGAUGAGAAUAUGGAUUCAAUGGGUAGAGUCAACUAUCCCGAAGAUUAUGAAAACGGCAGUGAAGAAGAUUACGACGGAGAUAGCUACAGUGAGGAUGAGACAAGUAAUCAAGCGGCAGUACAGCAACACCCCGAAGUAAUAGAUCUUUUGUCCUCGGACGAUGAAGAUGAGGAGCCAGCGGAAGCCCCAGUUGCUCAAAUCAGAAACAGUCUUAAGGUUGACGAGAAAUUUGAAUCGGGGGAAGAGUCACAGGAAUACGAUGAUAACGGAGAGGAAGAAGAGGACGACGAAGAGGAAGAAGAGAAAGAUGGAGAUGAAAGUCUGGAUGUUGUUGGCGAACAGGUUCAAAACGUUAGCAUCCGUUCUACAAAGUCCAAAGAAUUCGUGAGGGAGUCUUCAGAAGAGUCAGAUGAGGACGAGCCAAUGGCAAAUGAAAUAACGCUAGUCAACGACCGCAUCGACAUCAUCAAACCCGACGCAGAAAUGCCCGAAAAUGUAUUGAAUAUAUUGGGCUCUGAUCUUGACGCGCAAAUGGAUGCAGAUGAAAGCGUGCUUGAGCCAGAGGGCGCAAAGCAACCUCCACCACAAGUCAAUCUCGAGGAUGAGAAUGCUAUCGAACUAGAUUCUACUGAGCCUAUGGACAUCGAGACCAAUGUAACCAAUCCAUCUGCUGCCAUUGACAAGAUGGAUGUCGAAAAUAAUACAGACAAUCUCGAUGGCUUACUCGAAAAGCUAGAGGAAGUGGGUUCUGAAAAGCAGCUGGAACAGGGGUCUGCAAAUACCAACAGUGAUGUACCCCAGAGUGAUGAUGAAAUUUUCAAGAACGGCGUCGAGAAUGUGGAAAAUGAGGAUAUUGACCAAAAUUCGAAUGAUGCAAUUGCUGAGGAGACUUCUUCGCAAGGACCCGAAACAAUCGAAAUGACGGACGAUAUACGAACAGCGACCGAAAUUGUACCUGGCCCUACACUGGCCGGUGGCAAUGCAAAUACUAUGAGUGUUGCACUCGAACAUUUCCUACCAUCACCAAUCACUUUAGAGGAUUCUAAUGUUUCAACAGUACCUGCUUCCACAGGUCAAAGUAUUAAGGAUCGAGCUGCCAAGUCUGAUGGCGCAAACGAUACAAGCGAUGCAAAUGAUACCAGUGAUGCGAAUGAUACGGGCGAUGAAGGCGACAAAGAUAAUAAAGAUCUAAUCUCCUCUCCUGCGGUGCCAGCGACUGAAUUGAAAAACGAAUCAGAGUUGAUUGAUGAAUCAGACCAAAUGACACAGUCCCAAAGCACUACUGAUGCCCUUGAUACCACCACAGAUCAUCAGAAUAAUCAGCUUCCAACACCUGACGAUACUCAAAAGCAGAACAUCGAUGAGAAUAUUGAUAGGGACGAUGAUGAGGACGCGUUAACGUCGAUGUCAGAUCUACUUCAACUUCAGUUACAAGAAGAGAUGGGAGAGAUGGAUGAAGAUACAGAUAUGAUGAAAACUGAUGCAGGCAUCGAGAAGGAUCCAUCACCGGACUUACUUGAGAAUGAAGACAUAGAUUCUUCUCAAGAGGAGCCUGACACGAUUUUGGAUGUAGCUCCAGACACGAGCGCGAUAGAUGAAGACGACGAGAUGGUUGAUCCCGAGUCCGAAGACAUAGAGGUUCAAUUUACUAAGACAGAAAUACUUGAGCUCAAAGAAUCCGAAACUACUGAAAUCGAAGUCAGGCAGGUCAGCGAGGAGAUUAUCGAGGAAGAUUCAGCCGGGAGUGCGGAGGAAGAUGAUACUGAGGCAAAUAAAGCAGAAAAUUUUGAAGAGAUCGACUUAACUGUUGAUAAAGUUGAGGAGUCUGGGGAGAAAGAUUUGGAGAUGCAUGAAGGUGGAGUAUAUGAAGAGGGAGUUUCGGAUGUUGACGAAGAUGAGGUAUUCAGAGAGGGCGCUUCGGAUAUUGAUGAGGAUGAGGUGUUUAGGGAGGGCGUUUCGGAUGUUGAAGAUGAAGAAUCUGGAGAGGGAGAGGCGGGGAUCGAACAAAUCGAAAUCAAUGUCAGGGAAGCCGAAACGACGGAGUUCAAAACUCAACAGACUCUUGCAAGAUUGGCCGAAAACAGCAUUUUUGAGAAAGACUUGGAGACUUUUGAGGUCAUGGAAGAGUAUAUCGAGCAAACCAUUGAGGAGACUGAAGCUGUCGCCGAUGAAACCGAGGCCUUUGUGUCGGAGAAAUUCAGACGAGCACCUCUCAAUUCUUUACCUCCCUCUAGAAGCCGUAGCCGCAAAGAAUCUACACCUGAAUCUAGGAAAAGCAAAAAAGAAUCAACCCCGGUCAGCCCUAGACAAACCCGGUCCAGCAAAGAUCUUUCACCUUCACCUGAUUCUAAGAGGAGUAGGAAAGCAUCAGCGACUGUAAGUCCUAGACAAACACGAUCUAAGAAGUUGGAGUCAGUUGUGGAGGCUAUUCCUCCUGUUACACCAACAAAGACAAACAAAGAGAACGAGAGGCCAUCUACACAUGGUAGCAAUCGCUCUAGAAGGUCACCAUCUCUAGUUCUUGACGAAGAGAAAACACCAAAAGGCCCAGAUACAAGCGCUGAAAUGGCAAUACUCGGAUUACCCGAAUCGCCUACAAAAGCCGGCCAUCACCUAAGAGCACCAGCAACUACCGAUCCGAAACUCCGUCUGACUAAAUAUCUUCGUACUGAUUUGAGUGAAUACACAACUCUCAAAAUGCUUCGUUUCAAAAUGAACUCUAAACUGGAUAUUUUGGCAAUCGCUACGAGUGUACCUACUGAACCUCAAAGAGCAAACCCUUCCGGCGUAGUGGAAGUAAAAAUCUUCCGUCCAUAUAGAGAUGCUCUUCCCACACCUGAAAUUGGAGAUGGUAUAUUACUGAGAGAUUUCAGCGUCUUAUCAGUCAAAGGCCGAGGUUUCACAUUGAAAUCUGAAGAAGAGAGUAGCUGGGCAGUGUUCAAGGAUGAGGGCACAGAAAUAGAAGUCCGGGGACCUCCUGUUGAAUAUGGUCAUGGGGAAAAGAAACAUAUGAAGGAAUUGAGAGAAUGGUUUCAUGCACUCGACGAUCGUCAAAAGACGAAAUUAGAAAAGGUUAGUGCAGCGAUGGAGAAGGAUACUCAGGGAAAGAGUGCCACGGAAAAGGGAAAGAAGUGA
Molecule: messenger RNA, 5175 nt
Organism: Botrytis fragariae
Lineage: Eukaryota; Fungi; Ascomycota; Leotiomycetes; Helotiales; Sclerotiniaceae
Product: putative 3-dehydroshikimate dehydratase protein
Exons: 4
Coding region: 1-5175 (1724 amino acids)
Biological process (GO): telomere maintenance
Cellular component (GO): chromosome, telomeric region
Molecular function (GO): DNA binding
Source: RefSeq, a predicted model, not a curated record